GCCCUGCGCCCAUUCUCCACCUCACCCUCCCUCUGCACCCUCACCCACUCCCUGCGUUUGCUUCACUCGCGACCCGGCUGUCGUUCGCCCUUCGUUCAUCGACCUCAGCCGUCGCCAUUCGCUCUUUUUGCAACCCAUUCACUCCUUAAUGUUCAGUGCUUAGGGUAGUUGACCUACAUUCCACCCGCCCCUGAGCAGUCAGCCUGGGGACGUCGACACAUUCCUUGCAACGCAGCCACUUGGAGGACGUCGAGCGUCAUUCUACGUCUUCACCUUGCUUCUUCGCAUUGACACCGUCUUUUCGGCAUUUCCAGCACCACCUGCAUUGCAUCGGCCAUCUUCCCAACAUGGCCCAUCAUCCCGGACGUUUGCACCACCCCGUGCUGCGACAGCUCGAGCGCGACCCGGAUGAGGAAGACACUUUCACAAAGGUUAAGGACCGUAACGGGGACGGCGUCAAGACGGUGGUUUCGGUGGUUAUCAAGACGAUGCCAAAGACCUUCGAAGGCGAUGCCGUCUGGGUGACCCAGCCGCCAAAGACACUCAUCGACCCAGCGGUUCGAGAACCCACUACGACUCGGCCUCCAGGUCCCGCAAAGCAAACUCCCAAGGGCGAAACCGACGAUGCCAUCGAAACAUCGUCCAGGAAAACCGCAUCGACGUUGAUGGUUGCGACCUCGUCACCCACUCUUGCAGGGACUCUUCUAGCGGCUACAAACACUGCCCUGCUGCCUUCAUCCACGUCCACAGGGGCUGCUCAGGCUGCUGAGUCUACCUCCGCCAGUAGUGGCAUGUCUGGCGGUGCCAAAGCCGGUCUGGCCCUCGGCAUUCUCGUCGCAAUUGGCGCGCUCCUUGUCGGUGUGCUGUUCCUUUACCGCCGCAAGAAGAACAAGGUCGCAGAGCAAAAAUCCAUCGACGACGAGAAGUCGGCCAUGCAAAAUGCCUUCCCACCACCCAUAGUCGAGCCUGCCCCUAGCAUCCGCACCCAACGGACCAUGUCUACCGCACCACGCCUCAGUCUUCGCCCCGUCACCCAGUUCUCGCCCACGUUCGCUGAAAACCGCAAGAGUGGAGGAAACCCAUUGCCAGUCGCUGCCGCUGCAGUUCCGGCCUCUCACGCCCAGGAUCAAGCACUCUCUCCUCAGCAACAGGGCAGUCCUUGGGAACGCCCCGGGGCUGCAAACGCCGCAGCAACUCCUCAGAAUCCCUUCAACGACCCGGUAUCCCGCUCGAAUACCCCUCCUCAGAAUCCCUUCGAAUCGAGCCCCAUCAGCGAUGUGCCUCAGGAAAGCCAUCCUUCUACUCCAUCGGCUGCUCCCCAACCCGACGCUCCCGCUGGACCUCCACCAGAUUUUCCCGAUCCAGCGCCGGCGAUAGUUGCUGCUACUGCAGCGGCUGCAGCUCCGGCCGUGGCUAUGGCGGCCACUGGCCAUCGGAAUGAUCUCCCGGCUCCUCCGCCCGUCAACGGCGGCAUGGUCCCUCCCAGCCCGGCGUGGACUGAUGACAUUCCGGCCUCCCCCGGCCCAGCACCCACAGGUCCUCCACCGAUCGCGGUGGCAGGUGGCUCCGCUCACGGCCCUGCCCCAGCUCCUCCCAACAAUGUCCACCGCGUCCAACUCGACUUCAAGCCAUCCAUGCAUGACGAACUUGAACUUCGUGCCGGCCAGUUGGUCCGCAUGCUGCACGAAUAUGACGACGGAUGGGCGCUCUGCAUUCGCAUGGACCGUUCGCAGCAAGGUGUUGUCCCUCGAACCUGCCUGUCCAAGCACCCCGUGAAGCCGCGCACUGGUCCGCCUCGUCAAGGCCCGCCAGGACCUCGUGCCCGUGGACCCCCUCUGGGCUCUCCAAUGGGUCCAGGAGGAGUUCCCGGACCCCUGACUCCCUCGAGCAGACCGAGCUCUCCUCACCCGCCAUCUCUCUCCCCGGCCAACGGUCGCAUGUCCCCCGCUCCACGCUCCAUGUCUCCAGGUCCGCGUAACAUGCCCCCCGGUCCUCGUUCCACAAGCCCCGGCCCUCGGAACAUGCCUCCUGGACCUCCGCGCUCCAUGAGCCCAGGGCCGCGUAACAUGCCCCCGAACAUGGUCGCUGGGCGUGCCAGAUCCAACAGCACCGCACCAUACGCCGGACCUCCUCGUUCCAUGUCCCCUGGCCCUUAUGGUGGUGGACCCCAGCACCACAUGCCACCUCCCCAGAUGGGACGCCCACGCUCAAACUCGGCCAGCCAGGUGAUGGCACGGCGCGCGUCUCCUCCCGGUCCCAGCCCCAUGAACCCUAAUGUCAACUUGUCAUCCAUCCCAGCUAGGAAGCCAGUGCCUGGUCAGGCUCUGUGAUGAAUCAGGGUGUGGUUUUGCUUGGACUAUCGUUGCCAAGUGCCUCCCGCUGAGCGAGAUUCUUUGACUGAACAUGUUCCCUUCUCUGACCAAAUCUUUUUCUAACCUGAUCUCUGGUUCCGCCAGGUGCAUCGUGGACUAGCCUUUCAGGCCAAGCUGAGCAAGCCCUGCCCUGGCGAGCUUGACGUCAGCAUCUUUUUGUUUAUAUCACAUGAAUCCCCAGCCUUUGGUUCUUCCCUCCUCGAAGAUGAACAAUGUUUCGCUGCGAGGAAUUUGACUUGUUUCGUUAAUGUGUUGAUGGAAUGGGUAUGUGGAGCUUGUCAUGGGUGGAAGAUUGGGCGGUUUCCUAGUCUGUAUGUGGAAGUGAUAUGGUGAUGUAUGUGCGUGGAGCGUUGUGUGCAGGUUUAUAGUUGACAGUUUGGGUCCUCA
This is a messenger RNA of Westerdykella ornata, 2759 nucleotides long. RefSeq lists its product as uncharacterized. The record is from RefSeq and is a predicted model, not a curated record. NCBI's taxonomy places the organism in Eukaryota, Fungi, Ascomycota, Dothideomycetes, Pleosporales, Sporormiaceae. The transcript has 2 exons. Gene Ontology annotation, molecular function: protein binding. Bases 348 to 2330 code for a protein of 660 amino acids.